UCUUCAGGCCUCACCGAUCUCCUUAAAACUGGAUUCAGCAUGUUCAUGAAGGUGAGCCGGCCCCAUCCCAGUGACCAUCCCUUCCUGAUCCUCUUUGUGGUGGGCGGAGUCACCGUCUCAGAAGCCAAAAUGGUCAAAGACCUUGUGACGUCCCUGAAGCCUGGAACCCAGGUAAUUGUGCUGUCCACACGACUCCUGAGGCCACUUAACAUUCCUGAGCUGUUGUUUGCAACUGACCGACUGCAUCCAGACCUUGGCAUCUGAGCGUCUGCUAAGAAGAUGAGGACUCCCCAAACUGAAAUACCUAGACUCUGUCACCAUUCCAGAUACGCCUCCAAACCCAGCAUCCCUGGCACUAAUUCUGCCCAAAGGGUCCUGAUCACCACACAGGCAGGUACUCCACUUCCAUUGCUGCAGUUCUUUAAAAAAAAAAAAAAAAGAAAAGAAAACUGUUUUUUUCAUUUUCCUGAGGGUGUCGAGCUGUCUUUCACCUGCCCCAAUUAGUGAUGAUUUCCAUUUAUCCUUAACCCCUCUAUGUGUGAUCUUCUUAUUCUAAAUAAAAGCCUGUUGGCAGGUGUUGGUAGAUUAUAAGUCUUCUGAUUGGAAGUUGCUCCAGGAGUUAGACAUCCUUGGAAUUAUGAGAGUGAAAAAAGUUUGAUGUUCCUGAAGAUUAUAUAACUGAGGAGGGAGCAUUGCAAAUAGGGCUGAGGCUUUGUUUCUCUCUUCUUCUGCGACAUUUCUGAAAAGGCAGGGCAGGGAGGGGAACUGGCCAGAGCAGCCAGUGUCUGUGUUGCAUGUCCUGACAGGUGACGUGGAACUGCGUUCUCCCAGCAGGCCUGCCAGGCUGCUCAUAAUGGUGGUGGGACAGAGGUUGAUUGGAGAGCUAUUUUUUCCUAUAAAAAGUCCUUCCCUCCAAAGAAAGGCCCCAAUACAAGAAAUCUGGUCCCAGAGUUUAAAUUGUGAUGGCAACCCCUGUGGACAUCAUGAUUUUGAGUUUCUAUUGAAAUAGAAAGCUUUCUUCUCUGCAAGUUUAAAUUUUCCUUCUGACCAUAGCAGAAAAAAAUUAUGUAAGAACUGGAAGAAACAAAUGAACUGCUUAGAACCCACACAUUUAUAGGUGUAUGGUUGCUGGAAAUUUCUGGCGUCUCUAAAAGAUGUUUAUAAUAAAAGAUAAAACUGA
Molecule: messenger RNA, 1180 nt
Organism: Otolemur garnettii (small-eared galago)
Lineage: Eukaryota; Metazoa; Chordata; Mammalia; Primates; Galagidae
Product: sec1 family domain-containing protein 2-like
Exons: 3
Coding region: 40-264 (74 amino acids)
Source: RefSeq, a predicted model, not a curated record